UGUCUGUGGCCUUCCAGGUCCUAGCUCAGCAGCAACCGCUUAGUGUGGAGCCUGACACACAGCUGGGAAGAAGCAAUGAAGGGUUCUUUAGCAGGGCUGGGGAUGGAAUUCAGGGUCUGGCACACGCAAGCGCUCUUACCCUGAGCCACGCCAAUGGCCAGUCCUCUGUCUAUACACCUCACAGUGUGUGUAAAGGAAGAGAGGAAAGUGAAACAUUCAAACAGUAUACUUCCCAGCAAGGCCCCUAUUCUGGGAAAUGGUUUUAGAAGCCAGGCUGCAGCUUUAUGGAAUGAUUCGAGGUUAAGUAAACCAGUUUCAUAAUUCCGCUCCCGCCUCCAAGAGCCACCACAUUCCAGCCAUUGGCCCAGUUGGUGAAUGUUCCCAUUCUGCCCUGAUACUGGUCACAGUGCCCGCUGGACUGAUUGGAGGACUCUUGGAGAGAGAGGACAGAUAGGGCUUCUUCCCUGCCGACCACCCUAGCCACUUGGAUCUUGGAAGAGAGCACGGUAAUCCUUUCAGACAUCGCCGCAGCAAGUUAGAAGACAAGCUGCCUCAUAAGGACAUGGCUUUGGUACAAACUCCAACCCCGAGCCAUCAGACAUGGGAGGACUAUGAGGCUGAUGCUGAGUUGCUAAGUUCCCGAACUGGAGAAAGAAGGAGAAGAAGCGCAUUAGAAUGCUCUAUGCUAUCGCAGACCACAUUGACGAAAGCCACCAAAAAGCUACCAAGAUCAAAGUGGUGACAACCUCUGCGUCAGUUGCCUCUGGAGUCCUGAGUCUCCUGGGUUUGGCCCUGGCUACAACAACUGCAGGGGGAAGCCUGGUCCUCACUGCCGUUGGGCAUGGUUUGGGGGCAGUUGCCGGGGUCACCGACAUCGUGACCAAUGUGAGGAAAAACUCUCGCAAUAAAAGAGUCCUUGCUCAGGUCAACAGCAUCAUGCCUAACAGCGACCAGGAGCUGGAGGGGGUCAAGGGAGAGAAGACAACCUUUGUCACAGCCGCCGGUGAGCUUGUCUACAAAUGUGGGAGCGCCUGGGAUAACAUCAAAAAGCACCUCCGAGCCCUCCAGCUAACCAGAACCCAACCCCACGUCACCUCAGCUGCCAAAAAGCUCAUGACUGCCGGCCAAGUAUCAGCUCGAAGCAGCAGGCAGGUGCAAAAGGCCUUUGGGGGCACAGCCCUGGCAAUGACCAAAAAUGCUCUGAGGAUGGGACGUGCAGCUGCUGCCCUCUCCCUUGGCCAGGACAUAUAUACUCUCUGGGAGGACUGGAAGGAUCUGAAGGCGGCAAACCCAACAGAGCUUGCAGAAGAGUUAAGAGCACGGGCUGCGGAACGGGAGCGGGUGUUAGCUGAACACACCCGUCGCUAUAGAAAGCUGCAGAGACUCAGCAAAGAGGCCGCAAGGUCCUCUUUGAAAGGAAACAAGGUGACUCAGCCUCCAUCCUCCUCGACUGAGAAAGCAAGACUCCGGUGAUGGUGACUGACAGAUGAAGAGGAGCCUCAGAGACCUUGAGUCUUUGAGAUCAGUGAAGGAAGAACAGGGUGGGGGUGGAAGGCUGAUGGGGCAAUGCCUGUAACUCACAUACAGGGAGGUGCCACGGAGUUCCCUAGGGUGUCAGAAGGGAGAGAGAGCCCUGUCAGCCGCACUCUUGAGCCUCCCUUCUUCUUCCCUCUGACCCAGCCAUCACCACCACUCUCCUGGGAUCCCCCAUCACUCACUGUACAAGCCCCUGCUAAGCUUUAGACUGACACCGCUUCCUGCCAGCUUCCAUAGUAAUUAGCAAUGAUAAGCUGUGAGGGUCCCUCCCCCACCUCAACCUCUUUCAGUGCUCUCACUCAGUCUCUCAGUCGAGUGAGAACUGUUGGCUCAGAGCCAUGCUUGCACACAAAGGUUGUCACUGGAACCUGCUAGGCCAGAUUCCAGGGGAAGGAGAGAGUGAAGCCUGUGCCUCACCCCUUCUGCCUCAAGUCCUGAGCUGAUUGACUGCCCUGUCUUAAAAACCCUUUUGUGUGUCUCCAUUGCUGGUUUGAAAGUCACUUGUGGGUGCUAUAACACUUAAAAAGACAAAACAAAACAAAACAAACCCCCACACAGUCGGGGAAGGAAAGGCUAGGGAAGAAUGGCACAGGAGGUUUGGGACUGUGGCCCACCCACACAAGACUUCCUGCGUUCUUUCUUCUCAGGCUGUCCAGGUGCUGGCUGUCCACUGCUGUCAUCACCCAGGGACCUCCUUCCUAGUUCACUGUAGAAUUGAGCCCCUUAUCUCUAACCCUUGAUAAUUCCUCAUUUGCUGGCUGAUCUGAAUUUCCCGCCCUGCUCUCUGUAGUCCCCAGAGCUGCCCACCCUCACCACUGCCCGUGGAAUCUGUUGGCACAUAAGAGCCUUGGGCUGAGGGGUACCAUUGAGCAUACCGAGGUCAUAAGUUCCUGUCUCCACCUCAGGGGCAGGUAGGUAGUACCCUUGUGGGCUCUGCAGUAUGGAAGAGGACUGGGUAGGAGCUCAGGGUCCCCUGAUUGGUCAGGAUGAACCCAGAGGGAGGAGAAAGAAGAAAGGGGGCUGUUUGUACUUCCCUCUCCAGAGUGUUGGGGUUGCGACUUUUCUGACCCUCAUUGUAGUGAAAUAAACACUGGCAGAAGCUUACUUCUUGA
Messenger RNA from Mus caroli (Ryukyu mouse), 2648 nucleotides. RefSeq names its product apolipoprotein L6. Lineage: Eukaryota; Metazoa; Chordata; Mammalia; Rodentia; Muridae. Gene Ontology annotation, cellular component: extracellular region; membrane. The record is from RefSeq and is a predicted model, not a curated record. Gene Ontology annotation, molecular function: lipid binding. Gene Ontology annotation, biological process: lipid transport; lipoprotein metabolic process.